This is a messenger RNA of Trematosphaeria pertusa, 1189 nucleotides long. RefSeq lists its product as uncharacterized. The record is from RefSeq and is a predicted model, not a curated record. The transcript has a single exon. Lineage: Eukaryota; Fungi; Ascomycota; Dothideomycetes; Pleosporales; Trematosphaeriaceae. Bases 170 to 871 code for a protein of 233 amino acids.
CCUCUACAGCAGGCUAUGCUAGUCGGGACGAAGCGAGGGAUCAGCCCGCCUUGGAGGUUGUGGACCGGUGGUAUCGGUUGCAUGAAGGAAUGUGCCACGAGCUGCAGCUGAGAGGGCACAUGGACCCUAAAAAGGGUGCUAAUCCGGCCACUUCGGACGCUCUCCACCAAUGCUCCAGCUUCGAUCGAGAAAGGGUGGGGGGCUUUGCUGCACACUACGGCGGCAUUGCGUGCUAUUCCUCGGCCGGACAGACGAGCAUGCCCUGCGAAGAAGGUCUAGCCGACAAGGGAGCUCCCUCCUCCAUAGGCUGGAUUCGGUACGGAAGUAUGCAUAUAUUACACCGGAGUUCUUGGAGGCCGGUGCCCUGGUUGGGAUAGCUACGCUCUUUCCGCCGGUCAGAAGCUGUACUAUGGAAACGCGAAACGCGGGAUCCGACCUUCACCAUCUUCUUUUCUUCAGGUUCACCUCGCCGCAGCCCAACGCGAUGCGAUUAUGGCGACCUUGUCGAGCCGCGCCGCUCACACGCCCUUGUCACUGCAUGAAGGCAUUCGCUCUGAGCCUAUGGAUGCUAGCGGAGCCGAAUCGGACGCGCAUUGGAGAGAAAUCCGUUCGUGAGGCGCGUCUUGCAUCCUUCCUUCGAGCCAGUGGCGAUUCGUGGAGGGUGGGGAGACAAACGAUAUCGAUAGCUUUAGGAUGGCCCGUCUCAUCCACUUCUCGCAGCAGGUACGCUGCCCAUCUCGCAGGAGGGCACUGGUUUAGGCGCAUUGAGUUCGCAUCGACCUGCGCUGCUCCCUCAUUUCGCUGGAUAUCACCCAAGUGCAGACUUCACGGAUGCAGACAUCCGUGCCAUGGUCUUAUGAAGCGGUCUUGAACCCCUGGUCCAAACCCCCCGGCCUUGCUUUCCGGCUGUGUCCUGUCGCAGCAACAGGGUUCCCGGUGAAUGUGGACGGCAUGGCCCCUGGCUUAACAUCGUGUGACCUUUGCCGCUGCGACAUGCACACCACCACCUAUACAGAAGGCGGAUGGGAAUCUUAGCCAAAGUGCAUGCGCAAGACAUUGCCGACGGUUGCUCGUGUCGCAAUCUUCAUGCGUGACAAGAUAAGGUGGGCCGGUUGGUGCAGACAUGCUCAUGGUAGGAGGCACAGCAUGCGGAUUCGGGAGCUUCCUCGACGGUGUCUUUUCGCUUGGA